Messenger RNA from Hemisphaericaspora subhashii, 2028 nucleotides. RefSeq names its product anaphase promoting complex subunit. The transcript has a single exon. Gene Ontology annotation, molecular function: protein binding. Gene Ontology annotation, biological process: cell division. The record is from RefSeq and is a predicted model, not a curated record. Bases 1 to 2028 code for a protein of 675 amino acids. NCBI's taxonomy places the organism in Eukaryota, Fungi, Ascomycota, Pichiomycetes, Serinales, Debaryomycetaceae.
AUGUUAACCAAAAAGAAUGAAUUAUUCAUAACUCCCCCCAAUCCUCCCACAUCAUUAUUUGAAACACCCGGAUCUAAUCGAUCCCUGUUUUUCAAUUUUGAUAAAUCACACAAUCAGCCAGGGUCAUCAUCUUCGAAAGAUUUACUACGAAAUUCAAUGAUGAGUCAAUCGAUAGAACCAUUGACUCCUGCUGAGAAAUUGAGAUUAUGGAGACAUGAUGCCUUGAUGCAACAUCAUUAUAAAACUGCCGAAGUGAUUGGUGAUAAAGUAUUGGCAUUAACUGAUGAUCCAAAUGAUGCGUUUUGGUUAGCAGAAGUCUAUUUUAACAGUGGGAAUUAUUUACGAGCUAAGCUGUUAUUAAUUUCUAAACCAGAAUUUGAAAAAUCAGUUAGUUGUCGUUAUUUGGCAGCAUAUUGUUUAAUAAAAUUAGAACAAUGGGAUGAAGCAUUAGAUUUAAUUGGAGAAUCAAAUCCAUUUAAGAAAGAUGAUCAAAUAAGGAAUAGUGAUGGAGGGAUUAAGUUAGAAGCUUCAAUGUGUUAUUUACGAGGGUUGAUAUAUGCCAAUCAAAAUAAUUUUGAAAGGGCGAAAGAAUCAUAUAAAGAAGCAGUUAUGGUCGAUGUGAAAUGUUUUGAAGCAUUUGAAGAAUUAAUUAGUAAUAAUUUAAUGACACCGAGUGAAGAAUGGGAAUUUAUUCAAGGGUUGAAUUAUCGAGAUGCUGAUGAUAAUGAUGAAUUGAUUAGAUUAUUGUAUACAACAAGAUUAAGCAAAUAUCUUAAUGUUAGUAAAUUUAUUGAAGCUGAACAUAUUUUGAAAGAAGAAUAUAAUUUAGGUGAAAAUUGUGAUAUCUUAUUGAGCAGAGCCGAUUAUUUAUAUAUUCAAUGUAAUUUUGAUGCCUGUUUAUCAAUUUGUGAAAAGAUUUUAACUAAAGAUCCAUAUAAUUUUGAUGUUAUACCAAAUUAUUUAAGUUGUUUAUAUGAAUUGGGAGGUAAGAAUAAAUUAUUUUUAAAAGCCCAUCAAUUAGCCGAGAAUCACCCAACUAAUCCAAUGACUUGGCUUGCAAUUGGAACCUAUUACCUUUCCAUUAAUAAGAUUAUCGAGGCAAGAAAAUUUUUCAGUAAAGCUACUUUACUUAAUCCUAAUUUUGGUCAAGCUUGGAUAGGAUUUGCCCAUACAUUUGCUGCCGAGGGAGAACAUGAACAAGCAAUAAGUGCAUAUGCAUUUGCCGCUAGAUUAUUUCCAGGAACUCAUUUACCUAAUUUAUUUUUAGGAAUGCAACAUUUACAAAUGAAUAAUUUAAAUCUUUCUGAAGAAUAUUUAUUAGCAUCAUAUCAUAUUUGUAAUAGUGAUCCAUUAUUAUUGAAUGAAUUAGGAGUAAUUAAUUUUCAUAAGAAUCAAUUUGAUAAGGCAGAGAUUUUUUUCAAAGAGGCAUUGUAUGCCGCCAAAUAUUUGAAUUCUGAUAGUAAGACUUGGAUAUCUAUACAUGCAAAUUUAGGACAUGUAUAUCGAAGAGCUAAUCAACCAUUUAAAGCUCUUGAAUGUUUCAAUCAAGUGUUAAAGAUUAGUAGUAAAAAUGAUUCAAAUAUUUUAGCAGCAAUAGGAUUAAUAUAUUUAAAACUUGGUAAUAUAGUGAAAGCUAUUGAUAUCUUACAUGAUGCAUUGGCUAUUUCACCAUCUGACCCAGUUGCGAAUGAUUUAUUGAAGCGAGCUUUGGAUGCCAAUAAAGAUAACAAUGGAUCUUUCUUAGAGGGAGCUGGUGCAAGAGUGGAUGCUAGUUUACCAAUGCUAUUGAAUAGACAUCGUGGGAAAGAACAACAUCAGAGUAGUACAAGAUUUUUAACUCCAUUAACGACUAAGACGAGAAUGUUAAAUCAAGGGGUGGAAGGUAGUUCAAGUAAACAACAAAGUAAAGUUGAUAAAUUCGACUUUGAAGGUAGUAGUGGUGAUAUUGAUCAAUUUGCUGAAGAGUUAAGAAGAGGAGAAGAAUCAAGUGAUGAAGAUGAUGAAGUUAUGGAUAUCGAAAGUGAUUAA